UAAUUCUUACCUCAUUUUUUCAACAAUGGAGGAGCUGCAGAGGAGAAACGAGGAACUUGAGAGAGAGCUGGUGAUGAGCAUCCAACGAGAAGAGAAGAUGAAGACAGAGCUGCAACGAUUAUGGGAGAAAGUGCGUGUUGCAGAAGAUGCAGAGGAGCGACUUUGCUCCCAGCUCAGCGAUCUCGAGGCAGAAGCUGUAGAUCAGACCCAUGAAUACCGAGCUCAUCUGAUGGCAUUGAUGGAACAGCUCUCGGCUGCUCACAAGCUCAUCGAAUCAGCAACCAUUGACCCUUAAUGAGCGUCUUUCUUACAAUUAGUGCCAUGGGGUCAUGUUAUAAUGUCCGAGACUCAAGUUUGUAAAUUAUAAUAAUGCUGAUUUGUUUGUUUGUUUGUUGUUGUCAAUUAUCAGGUAUUCAGGUAUCAUCGUUAUAAUCUAUGAUAACAAAUAAUCGAUUUUGGAUAUGAAAUCGAAUUUACAAUUUCUAAGUUAA
Messenger RNA from Erigeron canadensis, 491 nucleotides. Its product is annotated as protein RESPONSE TO LOW SULFUR 3-like. Gene Ontology annotation, biological process: cellular oxidant detoxification. Lineage: Eukaryota; Viridiplantae; Streptophyta; Magnoliopsida; Asterales; Asteraceae. The transcript has a single exon. The coding region runs from base 26 to 295 and encodes 89 amino acids. The record is from RefSeq and is a predicted model, not a curated record.